Molecule: messenger RNA, 1707 nt
Organism: Nasonia vitripennis (jewel wasp)
Lineage: Eukaryota; Metazoa; Arthropoda; Insecta; Hymenoptera; Pteromalidae
Gene: Y-g2b
Product: yellow-g2b
Exons: 3
Coding region: 48-1166 (372 amino acids)
Cellular component (GO): extracellular region
Source: RefSeq, marked validated
GCAGUCCGUACUUUUUUUCCGGGCAGCAGAUCGAGUGGAAAAAAGAAAUGUGGAGCUUGUCGUUAUUGUCGCUGAUAGCGGCGUUGGGAAUCGUUGCAGGAUACGACGCGUAUUCGGGUGAGAAACCGGUUUGCAAGAACGUCAAAUGGACCGGUGGAGAUUCCAUAAGUUGGCCCUGUUCCACCACCAAACAGCUCUACAAGUCGAGUGCGAAGUUCGUCAGCAAGAAUAUGCUGGCGACUCGUGUUGCUGUUCACAAUGAUAAUGCCUACGUCGCCAUGCCAAGAUUCAAGAGUGGAAUACCCUUUACUUUGGGCAAAGUCAAUCUGAAGAGUAAAGGAUGCGAGGCGAAUCUGGCACCGUUUCCCUGCUGGUCUGUACAAGAGGAAGGAAACUGUGCAGCUCUUCAAAGUGCUGUUGAUAUAUUUCUCGAUACCAAUGACAUUCUAUGGGUGCUGGAUACCGGUAUUGUUCACUCUCUGGACGAGCCUCUUCGACGAUGCCCACCCAAAGUCGUUGCUUUUAACGUCAAGACUGGAAAGUUGGUGAAGACGGUGGACCUCAGCCCUCUGGCCACCAACACGUCCCGCCUGCAGUACGUGGUAGCCGACUACGCUAAAAACGGCCACGUCUUCAUCUACGUAUCCGACGCCGCCAAUCGUGCUAUCCUAGUGUUCGACGUCACAUCUAGUCGCUGUUACCGGGUCGUCCUCCCCAGAGCCGUGACCUUCGGCUGUGCUCGCAGAGACGUCCUCACCCUGGCCCUGAUCCAUCGCCCCGAUGGUACUGGUUGCCUCGUUUUCUCCUACUUCGGCGGUAAACAUAUCUACUCCAUCAAGACGUGUUAUCUGCAAAACGGCUCGGCCAACGGCAAAGUCGCCGAUAUCGGUCCCAAGAGGGGCAAGUUCGUGUUCCUGGGUACGGAUAAUGGCACUGCUAUAUUCUUCCGAAGGGAGGGCGAGUCCGAUAUCUACAGGUGGGACCUGUUGCGCUGCCCGACGAAGAACAAUAUCCAGAAGGUGUACGAGGGUAAUAAGUGCGAGUUGCCGACUCAUGUUGUGCCUGAUUACAAGAGGGGCAGGAUGAGGGUGUUGGAGUCGAAUUUCCCGGAUUACUUCCAGGGUACCGUUGGCUGCGGGGCUAAUCACGCUCUGAAUAUUUUUUAGAGCGAUUGGUUUGUUUUUGUUGAAUUUUAAAUUGUUUGAUGAGACGUAUAAUUACGAUCUGACAGAGGAGACGACUGACAAUUUGUGUACGAUACCGUUGACUUGUUGACUAUUUUUAAGAAUUUAAUUUCUGCUGACUUUUUAGCAUAUUAUGUUAAUUUUUGCAGAGGAUCGCGAAGGACUUUGAUAUGCAGUAGAAUUUAAAUAUAAUAAGGCGCGAAUAUUAAUUGAUAUUCCAGAUCAUCUGUUCUUUAUUUCUUUUAAAUGUCUGUAUUUGUGAUAAUCGGUGUUUGCCAGACAUCAUUUAGGGUAAUAUAAUCAUACGACUGACCUAACGGACGUUUUUACCUACUUUUAUAGACCGACCUGACGGUAACUAACUGACUGACUGACUAUAAAUAUGACGACUAUAUACUUACGAUUUCUAAUGUGUAAAUAUCCAAGUAUUAAUGUAAAAAUUUCUACAUACGAUCCGUUCCAAAGCCAAAGAUUUGCUGUUUUCUCUUAGCACCUAUAGCGAAAUAAAAACUCGUUAAGAAAA